GUGUAGUUACUAGUUACCUAUCACUGGCUACUGCUCGUGUAUACUUUAAAUAUCAUAAAAUAUUAAUUACCUAAAUAAUAUCAAUACUCAGUAAUUAUUAAUUAAUAUAUAUUAUUUCACGUAAUAUAUCUUGUAAUUUGUUCUAAUUGUUAAUUAUUUUAUUUAAUUAAUUAUUCAUUCAGACUGUAAAUAAUUCAAUUCAUUUUUUGACUGUCAUAUUUCAUGCUGUAUGCCCGUGUGUUAUAGUUGAUCAACGGUGUUGAGUAUUAAAUUUGUUUUUCCGAACACUAUCCAAAUAAUUAAAUAUAAAUGGAAGGCAUGGAAUCAAAUCUAGGGCAGAAUAUUAACAUUUCACCAAAUAUGACUUCUAAAGUUUCCGAUUUUAUAAAUGCUGAACAAGGCAGUUUGCCGGAAUCGUUGAUUAAUUCUAGUGAUAUAUUAUCGGAUGGUGAACAAAAUAAAGAAGCUCUUCUUUCUCAACCAACAAAUGAAGACGAAUUUAAAGAACUUAAAGAACAAACUUAUCAAGAUAUUUUAGGUUCUGGAGAUUUAAUGAAAAAAAUCAUAAGUCCAGGUAAUGUUGAUGAACGACCAAUGAAAGGUGAACAGAUUGUGAUAAAUUUAGUUGGUCGACUUGAAAAUAGUGAUGAUAUAUUUGAAAAAGAAGAAAAUUUUGAAAUCACUCUUGGUGACUGCGAGGUAAUUCAAGGUGUUGAUUUAGCUUUAAGCUUAAUGAAUGUUGGUGAAAUAGCUGAGUUAAAAAUAGCAUCACGAUUUGGUUAUGGUGAAAAGGGAUUGAGUCCAAAGGUUCCAGGUGGAGCUCGAUUAGAUUAUACUGUACAACUAUUAUCUGUAAAACCAGAAAUACUUCCAGAUGACCUUACUCCAAUUGAAAGGCUUAACAUUGGGCUCAAAAAAAAAGAUAAAGGAAACUGGUGGUAUGCACGUAAUGAAAAUACUAUGGCUUUACACGUUUAUCGAAAAGCACUUCAAUAUUUUGGCGGACCAGGAGAUAAAAUUGAUUCAGAUUCAGAACAAAAUGAUAUUCUGUGUGAACGUGUCAAGACAUUAAACAACAUGGCAGCUGUCCAUAUGUCUAUGAAUAGUUUAGAUUUAGCUUUAAGUACAUUGGAUAAUGUGCUCGCUGUUGAACCUCAUAAUGAAAAAGCAAUUAUGCGUAAGGGUAAAGUACUAGCAUUAAAAGGACAAAAUGUAGCAGCUGCUCGUGAGCUUGAAAAAGCAUUGCAAAUAAAUCCAAAUAAUAAAACUGUUCAAAACAUACUUAGCAAUGUUAAAGCAGCAUUAGUCAAAGAGAGAGUGCAAGAAAGAGAAUUAUAUAAGAAAAUGUUGGGACAUAAAGAUGAUAAUGAAAAAUCAGCAAAAGACGAAAAAAAUACGAGCACAACGUUUAUAAUCAGUGGGCUUGUUGCUGGAUUAGCAGUAAUUUGUGGAUACUGUUACCUUAACAACAACUUUCCUUUCAGCAAAUUUAGUACUUUAUAGUUUAUUUAGGGUAUAUUCAUUAUGUCUUACAUUCAACAAUUAAAACAUUCUAUACUGUUAAUUGUGAUUCUAUUUGACUACAAAUAUCUUCAAAUUUAAUUUAAAACAAUAUUUUGUAAGACAAAAAUUUGUGGCCAGUUAAAUUAAGUUAUAUAAUUUUAUUGUUUUUAUGCAUUUUUAAUUUAAAUUUUGUUCCGUGUUCAUUAUUAUAUUAUUUUGGUACUUUUGGUAUUGUUGUUUUUGUACAUAUUUAUUAAUAGAUAAUUAAAAUAUGAUUUUACUGUA
Molecule: messenger RNA, 1788 nt
Organism: Aphis gossypii (cotton aphid)
Lineage: Eukaryota; Metazoa; Arthropoda; Insecta; Hemiptera; Aphididae
Product: peptidyl-prolyl cis-trans isomerase FKBP8
Exons: 5
Coding region: 310-1503 (397 amino acids)
Molecular function (GO): peptidyl-prolyl cis-trans isomerase activity; protein binding
Source: RefSeq, a predicted model, not a curated record